AAGGAGAAUGGUGUAAGCAUAACCCCAACCCUAAAAAAGAAAAAGGUGGCAUAUAAAUCUAAUCAAUAACUUUGAAAUGGCCAAACUUGCCUGAUAUUAUCAUAUUUGCAUUUGGCACCCAUUCUUUGCUAUUAAAAAACUUGAGACACAGGAAAUUAUCCCCAGGAAAAUAAAGCAUAAGAAGAAGUCUGUUCUGGAACUUUUCCUUUCCCAAAUCACGGACUCGCCACUAGUUAAGACACGGUCAAUCUCUCUUUAAAGCUGUGCAGGCUUUUGCAUUUUAUUUAUUUAUCUCCAACAUUUUUAUAUUGCACCUCACCUAAGCAUAUUCCAAAGUGGUGAACAAUUUUGUUAUUGUUCAUCACCAGCUUGAAGAUGACAGCAAGGACAGGCUUCCUUUUGUUUUGUUUUGUUUUGUUUUGUUUUGUUUUGUUUUGUGUUUGUGAAAGACAAUGCAGAUAGCAAUGUGUUGUGCAGUGAACCUUGUUUGUGCUUGUGGUGUGCAUAACCUGCCUGCUUGCAUCAUUGCUUUCUGCCACUCGGCAGAUGAAUUUACCAGGGCAAACACAAACUUGGCGGAAACAGACCUUCCGUUGGAGCAGGGCCAUGCUGUGUUACAUUAUAACAGCAACUGUUUAUUUUAGGGUAGCGGGUAGAGCAUAACUCCUCCAAAUGAAAUUGCAGUGGGGCUUUUAAGACACUUGGAUGUAAUUACUCAAGAUGGAGUCUGGCCCAGAGUAACGGGGUCAAUAUCGCCACUCCUGCCAAAACAGUCCGGUGAUCAAAGAAAGGGCCGCUUUUGGAACACAAGCCUCUAUUUAUCACCAGCCCACAGUAGCUCGCGCAGUCAGAUCUGAAUCUUUGAAAGAUCCAACUUGGCUGCCGACAUGCUAAAGCUGAACUCUGAAUUGCAGACGCGGCCUGGGAAGCAACCCAGAGUUAUAGCUUGCUGAACUGGUGAACUGUCUAUUGUUCAGCUGCCUCUUUCGCAGGUGCAGAGAGAAUAUUCUCUUCCUUUGAACGGUUGAGCCUGAGUUUCACGGGCCAACUGGCAGUUGGAAAGAGUGAGAAAACUUGUCUUCUUUUGCCAAAGCCAGGCCACACAAGAACUUCGCCUAUUCUCCAAACAAGGCCAAGAGCAGAAAUUUACAUAAAUCUGUCCAAUUCUCUAGCAGUCACUGCGUAUGUAAGUGAGAGGACGAAUACUUGCGAGUUGUGCUUUGCAUUUGGACAGAGAUGUAUAUGUUUGUCCAAGUUGUGCUUGGAAAUUGGCAUCCUGGACUCUUGUCACUGUGCUUGUUCACAGCACUAUUACACAGUGUCAUUGCAAUUCAUGUUGAUGUGAAAUUAUGUAUAGUGGUGUUCCUGUAUGUAACAUGUCUUCCCUAACAUAGGGCCAAGCAGAUGUAGCGUUACUUAUCUCUCUAGCUUACAUGUAGCUAAUCUUUUUUCAUAAAUAACCAACUCCGGCUGGCCUGAGCCCAAUGUUACCGUAUUUUUAAUGCAUUGUUUCAAUUCCUGUAUCUGGUUUAGCUUCAUACUUUAUACUGCACUGGAAUCAGCCUAGAUAUGGGCUAGUAUUAUGCAUAUUGUUCAAAAUCAUAAUUUUGGUGGUAUGGAGACUUUCACCUUUUGUCCCUAUUCUGAUCCCAAUUCAGCCCAGCUACACACCCAGCCAGCCAGCCAGCUUUUAUUUAUAUCUUUAUUUAAAAUACUUAAAUACCAGUCCACACUCUAAGCAGGUUCCAUAAAAACAUAAUAUAAAACCAUUGCCGAAACAAUAAACAUAAAACCAUUGCAAACACAAGUCAAACAAAGCAGUGUUCUUAUACCUCUGGGAAGGCUAGAAUAAGCAGGUGUGUCUUCAGUGGGCUUCCCACAGUUUCCACCUUGGACCACAAGUGGGAGAGUAUCCUGUUGGCAUAUAGAGGGGCAGUCAGUGAGGUAUUCUGGUCCCAAGUUUGUAUUUCUAAAAUAUCAGGCAUACAUAAGCCAGAGAGAACACCAUGCCUAGUUUAAGCAGCAAUUUAUCUUCUCCCUGAGCUGUAAGUUGUUCCAGAUCAUCUUCGUGUCUGGAAGCUGUAGACUUAAACAGUGUCUGCCCAGUCCAUAAUUGUCAGAGCUCAGCUUGAGACUGCAUUCAAUUUUUGUGCAAUUUGCUGCUAAUGCUCUUGCAAGCAGGGCUCUGGUUGUAAUGUUUCCCAUGAUCUACGCUUGGGAUUGCUCACCUCAUUUGCUCAGGAAAAACCUUGUUUGUAAGCUUAUUUGUAAGCUUGGAAUAACCAAGUCAUCAUUUAAGAAACCUUUUCACCCUGCAGCCCUUCAUGCCCUCAAUUCACUGGGUAGCAGAUAAUUUUUAAUUGUCAGUUACUUUUAGCGUAAGAGCUUAAACUGUGGUUGGCAGGCAUCAUUCUAGAACAGUCUCCUCCCCUCGUCUCCUCCUUUUGCUUUUUCUCACACACAAACCCUUCUGCACCCACUCUCAAACACAACAGCUUCCUAAAUACAGGCUUGUUACUGAGAAAUGUGUGAAAUGCUUCGUAAAUAACCCACAAUCUGCAGCUGUUGUUUUCAUUAAUAGUCUCUAAUCCUUUACUGACCCCUGCGUGGAUUUUGCAACUGUCAAAUCUCGUGGUUUCUAUCAUAGCACCUGCUUCCCUUCUCAUUCUAAAAAUACAUUCAGUCAGUGGUUGUUCCAAAGCUGACAAAUAAGGUCCGUCUGGAUCUGUACCUUCUGGUGCAUCCCUUUAUUCUCAUCGCUUUGCUAAGGGAGGAAAAGCACGCAGGUUGGCUUGAGCGCCCUACAAUAGGCUUCACCUCUUAGGUGGUAUUAUACUGCAGUUUAUUUCUAGAAAACCUUUUGACUUAGGCAGGUGCACCCAUUCAUCCACAGAUGCUUUCAAGGCACCAGAGACAUAGUAGAUAACAGUCCAGAAUUACAGACCACUUCUGGAUGGUUUAGUCUUUCCUCCUCCUCUUUCCACCAGAAAUUAAACAUAGGUUUGGGUCUGCUGCCACAGGGGCAGCUGUUGGCACAUAUCUGUUGUGUCUGAUACACAUGGGGAGUUGAGAGCUAGUGAAAGGCCCUACAUUUCCUGGCAAGGAUGAAGGCUAGACCCUCAGCUGUUCUUUUUCUCUUUCCCCACACCCAGGAGGAACAGGGGCAUGAUCGAGCAGCCGCAGGGCAUGUGUCCUUUGAGGCUAAUUCCUUCUGCCCUGUCCUUUGUCUUACCAGCUCUCAGCACUAGCCAGCCAAGAAUAUUGUCUGGCACUGUAAGGACAGAGCACAUUAUCAUGCUUAUUAUUUCAUUUUUACACAGAGCAAUAACCAAAGCUCUGCUGCAGUUAUUUACGCCUGUACCACUCAGCAGCUGACCCAUGCCUGCCCUCGAUUUGGUAGAGAGGCUUGUUUGUUUGUCUUGUUUAUUUGAUAAAAUAUUACCUGGUUUCCAACACUGAAUUCAGAAAGCAGAAAACAAUAUUUGGGAGUAAGACCGUGCUCUUUCCAAGGAUACUUUCCUGCAAAGCGGGAGCGGAAGCCCACCCUGUACCACCAAAAGGCCUCAGAGCAUCCAGUUCAGGCAUUGCAUGUGGUAUGUCUGAGCAUGGCUGGGACACACCUCUGCCUGACGCUCUGGAGGGCAGCUGUCAGUAAGCACAGAGCAGCCUUCUCCAAUGUGGUAUCCUUCUGGUGUUUUAGACUACAUUUCCCAGCAUCACUUACUGUGGGCCUUGUUGGCUAAGGUUGAUAAGAGCUAUAGUCCAUAAGGUCUGGGGGGCACCGCCCUGGGGAAAAGCUGGUGCACUGAGCUAGCUGGACCAAUUGGCUUGCCUCUGUAUAAGGCAGGGAUGCACAGAAUCCUUUGGGACACCUCCCUGGAUGUGUUGGACCACAGCUCCCAGAAUUCCCAGACUGUUCAGCCAUGCAGGCUGGAAAUAGUGGAAGUGGGGCCCAGCACUUCCAAGACACCAGCUUGGAGAAGGCUGGUUUAAGGGAUGGGCCUUGGCUCACGGGUGGAGCCUGUGCUUUUGGUGCCAAAAGGUCCCAAGUUGCAUCUCCAGGGAGGUCUGAAAAAGACAUCUGCCUGAGAGCUGCCAGAGGCUGCCAGUCAGAGUCAGGCAAUAUUGGGCUUGAGGGGAUACCAAGAUGGCUAGUGGUGUGGCUAGGUACAAGACAGGUGCCUGUUCUCCUAAAGGUGUCUCCAUGCAGACACCAUCCCCCCUUCCCAGCCUGAUUUCUGCUUCUCCAAGGUCUUAAUCAGAAGCGGAGUGGCUAUGGAGAUGAUACACACAGUGGGCAUUGGGCUUAGUUGCGUGGGCAGCUCUGCUUGUGCACAGGGAAUUGCACCCAGCAUUUGCCCCAGGUGGAGAUCUGAGCAUCAGGGCCGAGCUGCAUGCAAAGCGUCCCUUAAGCAAGAGACGAUAAGUUGCCAUUCAGUUUCCUCUUUUCUUUGACAGUGCUUGGGUGCCCUGGCUGUUCCCUCCUUAUAGAAGUAAUUUGAAAGUCCCUGGCCUGUGGGAAUCGGAAUCCCAGCAGGUGGCCAUCAUUAAUGAAAUACUACAGCCAGACAGAUAACGUGAAUUGGCUGGAGGGCUACAAAGAAAGGCAUAAAGCUGGCUUGGAAGCUCAGAGAAUUGUAGCAUCGUUCUCCAGAAGGUUCUUUUCAGAGCACGUGCCGUGUGAUGGCUUCAGUGAUGUUGAAACUCUGGAAUGCCCAAGCCAUUUCUUUGAGGACGAACUGAUGUCAGUCCUUAACAUGGAAGGACGAAAAGCCCUGACGUGGAAAUACUAUGCAAAGAAAAUUCUUUACUACCUGCGGCAACAAAACAUUCUAAAGAAACUGAAGGCAUAUCUCCAACAACCAGCUGAGGAACAAUCUUUUCUGGAAGGGGCUGUCCUGAUUGACCAGUACUGCAACCCGCUGACCGAUAUCAGCCUAGCGGGCGUCCAGGCCCAGAUCGAUGAUAUCGUUGCCAAAGUACGCCAAUUCCUGAAAUCCAAAAAUUCCAGGCAUCCGAGUGUGGCCCCCAAAGCAGGAGAGGCCUUGAUCAUCACUCAGGUGGAUCUGCAAAGGCAGGUUCUGGAAGCCUUGAACUACGUCCUCUAUGAGCAAUUGAAAUACAAAGGCAACGAGGUGGACUACUACAAUUCUCUGAAUUCGUACAUCCGCCAGGUUUUGAUCCACAGGACGGGAAUCCCAAUCAGCUUGUCAGUGCUUUAUCUGACCAUCGCCAGGCAGCUGGGCGUCCAGCUCGAGCCAGUCAACUUCCCCAGCCACUUUCUGCUCCGAUGGUGUCAAGGGACGGAAGGAAGCACAAACAUCUUCGACUACGUUUACAUUGAUGCUUUUGGGAAGGGAAAGCAGCUCACUGUGAAAGAAUGCGAAUACCUGAUUGGACACCACGUGACGGAGGAGUUUUAUGGUGUGGCGACUGCAAAGGAAGUUUUGCAGAGAAUGGUGGGCAACUUACUAAACAUUGGAAAGCGUGAAAGCACAGAUCAGUCGUACCAGCUCCUGAGAGACUCUCUGGAUCUGUACCUGGCCAUGUAUCCAGACAACGUGCAGCAUCUGAUGCUCCAAGCUAGACUGUACUUCCACCUGGGAAUCUGGCCAGAGAAGGUUCUGGACAUCCUGCAGCACAUCCAGGCACUGGACCCCUCCCAGCACGGAGCAGUGGGGUAUUUGGUCCAGCACACGUUAGAGCACAUCGAGCGCCGGAAAGAAGAAGCGGGGCCCGACGUGAAGCUGCGCUCAGAGGAGAAGCAUAAAGACGUCUGCUAUUCUGUCGGCCUAAUUAUGGAGCACAAGAGGUACGGCUAUAACUGCGUGAUCUACGGCUGGGACCCGGCGUGCAUGAUGGGGCACGAGUGGAUUCGCAACAUGAAUGUCCACAGCUUGCCACACGGUCCCCACCAGCCCUUCUACAAUGUGCUGGUGGAAGACGGGUCCUGCCGCUACGCAGCCCAAGAGAACCUGUCGUACAACAUGGAGCCCCAUGAAAUCGCUCACCCAGACAUUGGCCGCUACUUCACCGAGUUUGCUGGCACUCACUACGUAGCCAACACAGAGCUGGAGAUCCGGUACCCUGAAGAUCUGGAGUUCACACGUGCGGCCGUCCGAAAGACGUACGAGAGCAAAGAAUGAGCCGUCGCAGCGGCGCUCUGGAUUGCCUCACGGGAAAGCCGGUGCUCCCCGCCCUGCCCGGAACCAUGUUUUGCUGGAUAACGAGUGGUGAAGCGUUCGUGUUAUGUAACCACGCGAUUAUGCUGUGCCAACGCUGGAGGAUGAAUGGGGCAGGCGUGAUUUUCGAGGGAAGAUGUCCCCUCUCUGAGCUGACCUCAUCGUCUGAAGCACCUAGUCCCUUUUGCCACUCCUGGACUUGAGAAAUCCUCUUUCUUGACUCAAGGAGAUAGAUUUUUCGAUGGCCAGGAGGUUGAAAAUGCUGAUGUUUGGUAGGGGUUGGUAGGGGUUGUCACCGUCGCAAUAUUUUAAAGGUCUGAGCUUUGUACGUGGCGAGUUCAGAUCACCCUGGGUGCAACGUGCUCUGUGUUUCCCAGUGGGAGUUCUUGCCCUGUCGCGAGCUUUCCUACAGCCAGCAGCUCUCGGAGGAGAAAGCUGUCUGUGGCUGCUGGUCCAGGUGGCUCUGUGCUACUUCCAGCAUUAGAAGAAGUAUGACUGUGUAUACCGGUUGCUAGGGAACAUGGCCAGGCAGCUGCUGUUGCACCCGUGUCCUUCCCACAGGCAACUGGUUGGCUGCUGUAUGGUCAGAGCGCUUCACCAGGUGGACUCUCGGUCCGACCAGGCAUGGCUCUUCUGGUGUCCUUAGGAUGGCCGCCCACUUAGCUGCAUAACAUUAGAUGGCUUUUAAGGGGAUUAGGCAAAUGGAUGGGAAAUAAGGCCAUCCAGGGCUACUAGUCCUCAUGGCUGUUUGCAGCCAGGAGGAUCAGAGGAAGUAGACCUGUGACCACCGGUUGCUGGGGAACAUGGAUGGAAAGCUGCUCUUCUUCUGCUCACGUCCUGCUUGUGGGUUUCCCUCAGGCAGCCCUUUGGCCACUGUGUGAACAGAAUGCUGGACUAGACGAACCCUGGGGGUCCAAUAUGGCAGGGCUGCUCUUAUGUUCGUUCAGUGCCAAAACUUUGGGAAUUAAACACACACUUCCUUGCCGAAACAUCCUGAGGGUGUUCUGAGAGGGUGUCUUCCCACUUCUUCAGACAAGCCACUCAGUUGUCACAUGAAAUAGGAUGGUUGUACCGGCUGUCCUUUUCCAUACAGGCUUCUUAGGUCUCAUUCCAGCAUAUACACACACCUUGCCAGUGGCAAGGGCGGCCAGCCGAGGAUGCUGCCUGAGUCUUGGUCAGGCUGGGUGUGCACCUCCUCCCUGUAUUCCUCACCUCAGGUAGCUGCUAGAUUCCCCUGGCAUGAUGUUACCUGUGCAGUGAUGUUCAGCAGCCCUUUCUUAAAAUCCCGUGUUUUCCCUCAUUCCAGCAGGAGGUAAAUGGAAGAAAACCCCAGGAAGUGUAAUGUCUGCAGUUUCUUGUUAUCAGGAACUGUUUGCAAAAUUUGAGUUAGUCGAUUUGUAGUCCAGCUGCCAGAGUAGAAGCUCAGCAUGCAGGGGGAGAUGUCGGAUCAUACCCCUUCGGCUUACAUUGCAAGGGCAGAACAUGUAAUUUUUAAAUUGGCAUUUCUAAGCGGUGCACAGUGAUACGUACCGGAUUAUCUGCUUAGUUGCUCUACAGGUAAGUUGUAAUUACGUUGUGAAGGAUCCAACGAGACACUUUUAUGAUCUUGGUUUUGAAGGUUGCUGUCGGUAGCUAUGAAAUCAUUCUUUUCAAGGCAACUGUUGAUUUGCAUGGUGUAUUUUUGUUGUUCUCAGCAAACACUUUUGCUUGUGAAAUUCGACAUAUCCACUGGGGCAGCUUGAAAGAGCUCCGAGGGAUUGGCCGCCGCAUCAAGUGCCCCGUUUCUGCCGUUCCCAGAAUGUGUUCUGGGAAUCGUGUUGCCAUUCAUGACUCUGGGUACACAUGCACACAGUUUUGCAUAUCAUAAUUUGUAUUCAGGUGUGGCCUGUUAGGGCUGCUAGCCUAAAACAGCUGGCAGUUGCAUAAACAGAAAGACACACUCUUGCAGUUGCAGGCCUUAAAUCCGAUCACUAAAACUUGAGCAUAUCCUGUGGGAGCACAGAGCCUCGUUCAGUCCAAGGGCCGAAUUCAGUUCAGGAGAAGCUCUCUGCUGGGAAGUGGGUGGGUCGAAAGGAGCAGAGGGAGGGGCACGAAACGGUCGUCCCCUCUCAGCUCAAACCUCUUGCAGAAAGUAAGCCAUGGGACCGGCGUUUGCAGCCUUUGACAAUAGGCAACGAGCUCUACAGCCGGGAAAUCACACAACAGUUGGGAUUGGAGGUGGGGCCGGGCCCACCUGGGUAGCCCUGGAAGGUCGGCUUUGGCUCCUAGAAAAGACAGAUUUGAGGUGCGGCUGUGAGGUUCCGCGGCUCGGGGGUACUGGGAGACCAUGCAGUUGCCCCAGGAAAGCAAACCGAGAGGAGCCCGCGAGAUGCCAGUGGUAACCAGAGCAGCGACUGGGGCGGUUAGGGGCGAAACACUGAACACAUGCAGUAAAUCCACUCUGAGCAGGAUCCGAAUUGGGCCCGCCAGCAUCAGAAAGCCGAAAUUCUACGCAGUCCUUGAUCGGCCCUGACUUACCUGCAGGGACCAGACCGUGCAUGCUCUGCGGCCUCCCCCUUUCCGGGCAAGGUUGCUGCUCCUACCUUGCUGAAUAAAGCAGUGCUUCUGCCUCGGGGGUGAGCCUUCAGCCCGGCGUGGGUUGCUUGAGCGCGAACCUGGGCCGCGUGGCCUCGAUCCAAAGCUGCGCCGCUGGCCGCCCCACGCUUGCCUGGUGUUCGCGCCCUCCCCAAAUGUCCUCGGUAUCUUUAUAUGUCUGUAAAGCUCUCAGAACUUGUCCUUCAAAUGAACGGUGCUAUAUAAUAUAUACGUGUGCAUAUUCAAGUAAGACGAUGCUAUUUAAAAAACAAUUUGUACAGCUAAUAUACAAUAUGCAGUUUUGAUCACACGAAGAGCUGUUUUCAAAGUGGGCCACGCGUGAGAGGCUCUCCUUCCCACUCGGCCCCAGCCCUGCCUUUGGCACUUGAUAAUAUCUCUGGAACAAAAUCUUAACCUCAGCAGCUUACAACUGUACAUAUAUAUCUUCUAGACCUUUUGGAGUAAUGCAAUUUAUCCAGGUUCCUGCACUCUAACAUAAAUGUCCGUUUUUCCUUGGGUAUGUGUCUUCAGCUGAAAUGAAUUCCGGGCCUAAAGAAAAGUUAAAUCAGUGGAACUUAAUUUUUCCAUCGUGAUGUGAAAGACCCAUUGAGACUGUGAGUUGCCCAUCUUUAGACCUGGAGCAGUUGCACACUGGUAGCAAAUUAUGAGUAUUAAAAGUUACUGCGGUAGAGCU
Messenger RNA from Varanus komodoensis (Komodo dragon), 9450 nucleotides. RefSeq names its product F-box protein 21 (gene FBXO21). The transcript is spliced from 12 exons. NCBI's taxonomy places the organism in Eukaryota, Metazoa, Chordata, Lepidosauria, Squamata, Varanidae. The record is from RefSeq and is a predicted model, not a curated record. Gene Ontology annotation, molecular function: protein binding; DNA binding. The coding region runs from base 4551 to 6146 and encodes 531 amino acids.